Molecule: messenger RNA, 11116 nt
Organism: Drosophila sulfurigaster albostrigata
Lineage: Eukaryota; Metazoa; Arthropoda; Insecta; Diptera; Drosophilidae
Product: pneumococcal serine-rich repeat protein
Exons: 12
Coding region: 1159-7554 (2131 amino acids)
Biological process (GO): regulation of transcription by RNA polymerase II; negative regulation of DNA-templated transcription
Cellular component (GO): histone deacetylase complex; transcription regulator complex
Molecular function (GO): transcription corepressor activity
Source: RefSeq, a predicted model, not a curated record
UAGGCCAAAAUAGUUGUUGGUUCGCAUGCAAAACGUCAAAAUCGCAUUAGCUAAAACAUUUUUAUACCAACGGCGCGUUUUUAAUUUGUUCUACACUUUAAGAAUAUAUAGAGAAAAAGCAAAACAAAAAGACAAAAAACCAAAAAGCUAAUACAACUUUUCGCCCAAUAUUUGUUGUUUUCUAAAUCACAAAUACCUAUAGAUAUAUAUAAACAUAUAUAUUUGUAUAUGUAUAUAACUAAAUCAACGCGUGUAUAUAACAUACAAAAUCUCAAAAAUUUUCAAAUAAUAAAAAAAGGUAGAAGUUAAAUACCUGUAAUCCAAAAUGCAUGUCAAGCCGUCCUCUAUACAAAGAAAAUAUUAUAAAAUAUGUAACUAACUCUAAAAGGAAAACUUAAUUAAUAAUAAUACACAUUACAUUAAAUGCUUCUCGCUAAACGAGUGGAAAUUUGGAAGAUGGUCGCUCUGUCGUUGGCUCACCUUCUGCUCGCGCGUGUCAAAUAAAACAAAGGAGAAAAAGAAAAGAAAAUAUAAAAAUAAUAUAUGAAAAGCAAGCGAUAAACCACACACAUACCGAACGAAGAAAAAUUAAAUAUAAAAAAAACUAUAAUAAAAAAGUUGAAAAGUAUUACCGCGAAUUAUAAUAACAUCAUCAGUAACAGCAACAACAACAGCAGCAGCAGCAACAACCGCAACAGAGACAACAAUAACUAAUGCAUAGGCAAGAACAGUAAAAGCAAAGUGGACGCCGGAUAUAGAAAUGCUCAUCCUAUAGUUAAUAUGUGCGUAUACAAAUACAUAUACUUACACAUAUGUACUACACACAAUCGUAUGCACAGAUGUGUAGCAUACAGAUCCGUGGAUUAGACAGGCGUUGCCGCCUUUUGCCGUUGCCAACAAGAAUCAACAUCAACAUCAACAUCAACAUCAACAUAAACAUCUAGAGAAUUCGGCAUACGCACUGUGGGACACGACACAAACAAAUGCAUUACUUGAUUAAGAGAUUUAUGAUUUUGUAUCCCCAUCAUCACCACCACAACCACAACAACAACAACAACAACAACAACAACAACAACAACUACUACUACAAAAACAACUGUAAGAACAAGAAUAAGCACCAACAAGAACACCAGAAUAUCAACUGCGGCAAGUGUGACGAUGGCUGCCAUAAAUACGGUACCCAAAAGUAUACACCUGCCUUUGACGAGUCUUAGCGCGCCGCGCGUGUUGAUGUGCAGUGCGUCUGUUGGCACUGAGAGUUCUGUGACUCUGCAAUUGAGAGAUGGCAACGCGCGUGCUAGUGUGAGUACAAAUGUGGAUGCCUUGGAGCUAGCGAGCAGUAGACCAGAGGCGACACCAACAGCAACAGCAACAGAAACAGCAGCAACAACAAACCCAACGAAAACAAAGACAAGUGCAACAGUAGCAACACCGUCAUCGUCGAGCGUCACAGUACUUGAGGCGUCAUCAGCUUCAGCGUCUGUAUUAGAAAAUGCAUUGACCAUUGGCUAUCCGGAUCCGGACAUGUUAGCAGAUGUUUUGGGCACCAUACAGACAGCCUCUCUCAAAAAUAAACUUGGUAACAGCAACAACAGCAACAACAGCAACAACAACAACAACAACGACAGCUGCAAAAAAAGUAGCAACAAAAAUACCGCCAACAGGAAUAGUGCACCGACAAUUUUAAAUACAAACUCUGGCGCCUAUUUGAAUAAUCCAAAUAAGAUAACCAUUACGCGACGGAGUUCGAGCAACAAGAUCAACGUGCAGACUGUGAGCGCUGCAACAAACACAACCAUCAGCAGUAUAAGCGGCAGUAAGACCAACUACAUUAAGAACUGUCUUAUACGCAGCAGCAGCUGUAGCAACACUGCCACCAAUGUCACGACGCUGGCGCAGAUUAUGAGCAACAGCAGCACAAGCAGCGCAGCCAGUUUACUUAGUCAACAUAACAAUAAUAGCAAUUGUAGCAACAGCAGUAACUUUAGCAACGCCUCCUCAGUGGGCAGCAGCAUAAGCGUUGGCAGUGUCAGUAGCAGCACUUCCACCAACAGCAACAGCAAUAGUAAUAGCAACGACAGCAGCAGUGGACACAGCGGACACAGUUCGAGUUUCAAGAGCAACAGUCGAAAUGUUCCUGGCAUAGUCACAGCUGCAGCAUCCACGAACACUACAGCAACUGGCAUUGGCAUUGUAACAGUCGACACUGCGCCUCGAAAGAGCCGCCCCAAACUAUCUUCGCCGACAAGACACGGACCGCAGCAGUGCCAGAUUUGUAGCAAGAUCUUUGGAAAUGCCUCGGCACUGGCUAAGCAUAAACUGACGCACAGCGACGAGAGGAAAUAUAUUUGUUCGCUCUGCUCGAAGGCAUUCAAGCGGCAAGAUCACUUAAACGGACACAUGAUGACACAUCGCAACAAGAAGCCUUACGAAUGUAAGGCGGAUGGCUGUGGCAAAUCGUAUUGCGAUGCACGCUCUCUGCGGCGCCAUUCGGAAAAUCAUCACGGAGGCGUCACAGCGCAAGCCAACAACACGCUUUCAGCAACAUCAGCAGGCGCAAUUUGCAGUGGUCAGAUGAGUGGCCAAAUUAGUAGCAGCAGUGGCAGCAGCAGCAGUUGCAGCAGCACUGCCAGCAGCAACGGCAAUGCGGUCACCAGCUCUUUAAGUCUCUCCCCGGCAACGGCUAGCGGGGAUGCCAGCUCACCGGAUGGGGCCACGUGCAUACGCACUUAUAUCUCUACUGGCAGCACUGUGGUGGAUGCGGCCACAGGAAUAGCGUUGUCCGAUGAGCAAAUCAAGGCCAUGAAUCUGCCAAUUAAAACUGGAGUUACAUUGCUUUCGCCAACAACAUCAGUGUCCUCCAAUGUAUCUUCCACCGCAUCUUCGUCCGGUUGCUCAUCGGCCGGCAGCAACAACAAUGUCAGUGUCAACAUCAGCGGCAGCGGUAGUGUUAGCGCCAGCGUCAGCGGGAAAACUAGCAGCAACACAACAACAGUCGCGGCCAGUUCACCUACCAUUAUGCUCAGCGAUGGCACCAUGCUUGAGGGAGAGGGACUUACACGGGAGCAGCUCGAUCUAAUUAGCAAAAUCAUGCAGCAGACAAAGCAAACCAGCGCCCAAGUCACAGUCUCGUCUCCUACCAGUGUCAGCUCCUACAAGAUUAAUACAGAGACCACCCCGAUACAGACUCGACCACGGACAUGGAACAUGCAAUUGCUCAACAAUGCCCAGAACGUGACAGUCACGGUUGAGGAUGGCACCGAUCUAAUUACCACUGCCGGUAGCUCCAGCGCUAGCUCCGGGUCUCCUGAGGACGUCAAGGAGGACGAUCUAAACCAACAGAUUGUGGCUGCCAUUAAUCCGCACCUGCUAAACAUUGUGAAGAUUGACAAGCCAGUUGAAUGCAAUCUAUGUCAUCGCAAGUUCAAGAACAUACCCGCUCUCAACGGGCACAUGCGGUUGCAUGGCGGCUACUUUAAGAAGGAUCCGGAAACAAAGCGUAGUGAGAAGAAAGAUGUCAGUGGACCACCAUUACAGACAGCCAGCAUUGGGGUGCGUGCUCUCAUUGAGGAGAAAAUCAUCAGCAAGCGGAAGGAUAUUUCUAAGGGCUCCUUCGUAGUACCUGCCCCACCCAGCAGCUCAAGCAACUGCGGUGGAGGUGGUGGUCUUGGUAUUGUUGGUGGCGCUGGCAGUGUUUGUGGAGUGGCUAUUACCGGCGCAAGCAGUCAGAGCAACAGUUGUCUAAGGCGGUCUGUCAGCGACGUGGAAAGCUUCCUAAAUGCGAAGAGUAGUACAAACAGCAUCAAUAAUGCAAAUUCGAGCACAACGACAGCGGUGCUGCCGGCAGCCACCACAAUUAAGAGCAGCAAUGGAUUAAGUAUCCAGCAAAUUGAUUUGCCUCAGAGCAUUGAGAUCUUCAGCGGGGGCCAAAGGCAGCCGAAGACUCUCAGCUUGGGCAGCGGUGCCAAUACCAUUACCAUAACCACCAACAAUGUGCCUACCACGACCACAAUGAGCGCUCUGACGGCUCUGAAGGGCGGCAGUAAUCUAAGUGGCGGCGUUUCUAACCACGCGGAUCCCAAGGACUCGACGCUAAUUGAGUUGCUCAAGCGGGGCACUCGUAUUGCAGUGACCUCCAAGAAGACUCAGUUUCAGUCACAAACCAGUACAAAUAUGCUCCUUAGCAAUGUGGCCGGCACGGAGUUGACAACCAUUGGUAGUACUGUUCAAACCGGUCGUCAGAUUAUUACUAACAAAAAUCGUACAGUGAUCAUACCUUCGGAUGUGCACGUUGUAUCCACAAAGAGUAAGGUGACUGCGAGCAGCUCCAGUAGUGGCGCCAGUAACUCUACCAACGUCAUCAACAGCAGCAGUAAUGCGUGCUCCACAAGUAGCAUCUCCUUCUCGGACGGCAUGCCGCUCUCCCUGUCGAUAGCACCGAACCAAGAUAGCAUUACAUCUCUGGGCGAUUCGAGCAGCAUCACAAGCAGGGGAGGCGGUGUCUAUACGGUGACAUAUACCAGCGAUGCGGAUGCAUCGGAUCUAUUCGAUGAUGGCGAGGUGUACAAUGUUUCGGAUACGGAGAUGUUACUGCAAACUGUGGACACCAUGGAAAUACUGAAUGAGGAUGAGGACGAUCCACAAACAAACACAAACGAACAUUCCGAUAACUUUGCUCUGCUGAGUGAGACUACCGACGCCGAUCACGCAGGGCAUGCCCACCAGCUGGUGAAGUUGGAGCCAGAGACUGGUCAGAGCACACAAGUGAAGCUCACCACUCCGCUGCCAACUUUCCAGCAAUUCCAUUCCAAAGAGCUGAUCAUGCAGAACAGCUCACAAAUCCAAGCUAUUGCCAACAUGCGGGGCAAUAGUGGCACUCUCGGAGUGCUUGCGUCACCCCUGCAUUCACCCCUUGCCUAUCCGACGCCGCCAUCUAGCCAUGAAAAUGUAGCACAAUCCUCUCCAUUCAUCGAGGAUGCCGCAGCCCAGUUUGUGGACGCCACACACAGCUUCUUUGGGGAUAAGACAGAUUUCUCCCAUGUGUAUUUCAAAACAGACGAGAACCAGUCCCUGCAUCAUGCCGAGCUGAGUGACAACGAUAAUGAGAAAAUACUUAAAUUAAAAUCUGUUCUGGAAGAGAGCAGCUUCGAUCCGUCUAUCAAGGUGGAAGAUCUUUUAAAUAACACUGAGGACGAUGCCGAAUGCGAUUUGCACGAGUUUUCCGAGACAAAUCUCUCGUUUCUCGACGAGGACCAGGAGUUCCUCAACGAUUCGCGUAAUGCCACUUCCCCGUUAUCCGAGUCAUUUUUCACCAGCGGCAUUGGUUCUGCAGAGGAUGUUAAGCAAGUGCUUCGGGAGGUGCUUCCCGAUGAGAAUAUGCAGUUGCAUUUGAGCAGCGAGCAGCAGGGAGAGAAUAUCAUUGAUCUCUACUAUUUGCCAGGCUUGGGGCUGCAAUCGCAAAUGAUGCCCAACUCCGAUGAUCCUUUGCUCUCAUCCUCGCCGCGUGAAUUCGGCCAACAGCGACAGAUGGCGUUUCAAGGUUCAUCGUCCACAACAGUUACUGUGCAAGCUGCAGAGCCAUUGCAAGCAACAACUAUGCUUUACGAGCAAACGCCGUCUGAUCAUCAGCAACAACGCCAGCAGCAAGAGCAACAGCGACAAGAUCAACAGAUGGAACAGAUUUUGCCACAACAGGCUGUCAUUCAAUCGGAUCAGAUGCAGUCGCAGCAGCAGCCGCAGCAACAGCAACAGCAGUCAGAAUUUGUGCUACCCGCUUUCAAUCAGGUGGCGUGCCACACAACCUAUUUAGAUGCUAGUCAGCCGACAAUACCAAUGACGUUGCAGCCAUUGAAUAGCUUGUUGCAGCCAUUGAUUUAUAGUAACAUUUCAGGAGAAAAGCAAGAAUUUAAUAUGCCGCUCAAUAGCCGGACAGGGGGACAUGAAACAGUCCUCGAUGCAAGUCUUCUUUUCGGCUGCGUGGAUAGCGAUUGUAAUAAGCCUGUUAAUGCCACAGACACAGCCACAAGCUUACCUGCAGUUGUUCCUAGUUCAGUGAGUGCAGUCUCAGCUGCUGGAAACAUCUCUAAUCUGCAGCCAUUGUCAAAUCAAACAAACUCGAUACUGAAAAGACGACUACGCUCCAAUGGAGCCCAAUAUAUGCACAAACUGUCGAAAUUUCAUACACUCUCGCCGCAUCGCUCGAAGUUACGCAAACCCUCUCGCACUCAUUAUACUCCGGCCCCCAUACUAAAUCCUGAUCGCAAAGGCACCGGACUCUACUGCAAUGUACGCAAGCAACUCGGUCAGGGAAUAUUUGAUAAUUUCGAUGAUGACUUUGGUGAUCCAGUGGGCUUGGUCGAUUUCUCGGACGAGUCCAAGGUAAAUCUUGGCUCGACGUACCAAGCACAGAUACCUGCUUGGAAACCACCUGAAGAGUUUAUGAAGGAGCCAUCAACGAGCUGCGGAGCGGACUUGAUGUGGGAUCCCAACGUACAACUUGACGAUAAGAUACUUAUGCGCUAUAUUGACCUGAGCAAAUCAUCGGCAGUCCCUAUGGGCAGUCAUUCGGAGGAAAUGGCUCUGCAAACACUGCUCGAUGCCAAAGGCAACUCUGCGGCGGCAGUUCUAACCCUGCUUCAAAUGCAGUCCAGUGCAUUUCAAAUGAAAUGGACUGCCUUCGAGCUGGAGCAAUUUCUCCGUGGUCUUGAGAAGCAUGGCAAAGAUUUUGCUAAAAUCACCAGUGAGUUAUGCACUAAGACGUCGGGUGAGUGUGUACAAAUGUAUUAUUUCUGGAAGAAACUUUGUGUGGACUACAAGGUAUCGCACCUGAAAAUGGAGCCAGUCGUAACUAGCAAUCAUGCUGUGGAACAGAAACCCUACGUCUGUGAGAUUGCCGCCUGCUCUGCGAGCUUUAGCUCGAAAGCGGCUCUGCAUGGCCACGUCCGAAUACACGCUUAUGGUAGAAAUGCCAGCCACAGCAACAACCACAACAACAGUAACAAUCAGCAUGCAACGGCAAUUAAUGCCAACAAUAACAACAAUAACGGCAAUAGCAACAACAAUCAUAGUACAAGCAACAGCAACAGUAUACACAGCAGUAAUCCAUGCACCACCCAGACCAGCAGUAUUAAUGCAAUAACAACGACAGCGAUAACAAACACCAAUAAUGGCAUGGCCGUCGUAAGCAACAAUAGUAACAACAACAAUUCCUUGUUAGCUGGCAGCUCAUCCCUAAAUUCUACGCUUUUGCUAACGGCAGCACCAAAAACAUUGCCAGCAACGAAAGAUUGCAGCAACAGCAACAGCAACAACAGCAGCAACGGCAACGGCACCUCGAAUAUUGCCAAGGAUAGCGAAUUCCCCUGCAAGGUGUGCGGCAAGGUCUUCAAUAAGGUUAAGAGUCGCAGCGCCCAUAUGAAAACUCACCGAGUGCAGGAAGCGGAACACUCAACCCAUUCGAAACAGCAAUCGCCCUCCAAUGGAAAUCUUCCUGCGAUUAUCGCUGUCUCUGCGGCAUCCUCAUCAGUAUUGGUAAUGGCCUCAACAUCAUCAUAGACACGGAGCAACCGGGCCAAAACAUUGAUUGACAAUCGCAUUACCCCUUUUAGGAUUUAAUAUAAACCUUUAAAGUCUAAAUAAAAUCUUUAGUUCAGAAAUUAAUAAUCGAACUUAAUAAUCCAAUAUGUAUAAUAAGCUCGAGUUCAUUAUGUAUGACAUUUAGCCAUUAGUAGAAAUUUUAUGAAACAUAUUUUGCAUAUGUUUUUAAACACAUUCUCCUAUCUGUCUUACUAUAUACAUAGCUAUUUGGAUAUCAGACGUAUCUAAUUAUCGACCCAACUCUAGUCUUUAACUUGAACAUUUAUUGUAGAACACUUUGAAGACAAGUUCAAAAUGGAUUGUUACUAACUUUUGUAGAUAAAUGCAAUAUUUGUGUUAAAUAUAUAAGAAUGUACCUACCAUAUUUUUAUAGUAGGCGUUUUCUUUUGACUCUCGACUCGACGGCUGUAGUUUUAACUCGAAUCCCAGUUAAGUACACAAUAGUAUAAAAUAAUUUAAUAUCACGUAUGAACUGUUAAUUACACGUUUUCAACACACACAUCGUGCAGAUACUUUACUAUUAGUAGUGAAAUACAUGUUUAGCAAGUAAGAUUGAUCUGGUCAUAUAAAUUUAUGCACUAUGUGGACAUCAAGUAAGCUCAAACAUAUGUCUGUUACUAUAUAUGAUCGUAAAAGUACUGUUGAGAUGCGAUAUGCCAAAUAUGAUUGUUGUUUUAGGUUUUAAGUUCCAAAGUCAACAAUUUCAUGCAGUUGAAAUUUAAAUUUUAUUAUACUUACACAUCUUAAACUAUUCUAAUACCAAAUAUUGCUAAAUGUAAAGCAAAUAAAAAUUAUAGUGAAAUGAAGUGAUAUUGAGUGAGAUCAAAAACGAUUUUAGCUAAACAAAAGUCAUAACAAACUAAACUAAACGAAACCAAAAACCAAAAAUUGAUAAUUUUAUCUUUUACCGCAAAGUUGUAAAUAUGAACUGUCAUUGCAUACACACUUCUAGAUAAUUAUAUUAAAAAUAUAUAUACAUGUUUAUAUAUACAUACAUGCAGGCCUAUGUACAUACCUUUGUAUAUUAUGUAUAUGUUUGUAUGUACCCAUAUAAAAAAAGUUUAUUUUAAUAUUUCUCAAAAUGCACAAAAGACAUUACUCUAUUGGUAAAUCUAAACACACACACACACUCACACGCACAUACUAAUGCAUUUGAAACAUAAUUAUGAAUGUACAUCAUAUAUGACAAACUUAUGUAUUCAUUACACUCACACACGUACAGAGCAUUUGAAUAUACAUACAAGGCACAGAAAAAUGAUUUACAAACCUACAUACAUAACUCUACACAUGUAGUUGUUCAUCCGUACUACAGUUAAUCUGCCUGAAGAAUAACAACAACAAGAAUCACGCGUUUUCCAUUUGGACAGUGAGCUAAUGUACUACAACAAAUAGAUCAAUUGAUUGUAGGUAAAAAAAAAAUUUAUGAGGCGGCCAGUGUUAGACUAUGACGUAAUAAUAGUAUAAUGUAUUGUAAUUAAAACUAGCAUAUAGACUUAGGCCAAACUCUCUUAGAAAAACUCAUAGCUAGUCCCCACUCUUGCAGAAAAUGCAUUAAGGAGCAAAGAAACUUUUAGCAAUUCUCAAGGUUGUAAUUUGCUUAUUACUCUUAAGUACAUGUACUAUACUAAAUAGCUUUCAUAGACAAUGUACAUAUUGAAUACUAGCUACAGAAACCAGUCCUGAUCUUUAAAUACUCGGCUGAUUGCAGGUGUGACAACUGCAAGAUGAUUCUGUUAUGUUGCAACUGCCUACUCACUUUCUGUCAUUUGCUUCAUUGUAUUCAUUGGCUUAUUCGUAUUGAACGUAUACUGCGUUUAACCUUAACAUACAUAGAAACGAUACUCAUAAACCUUAGUUGAAUUUUACGCAUAUUUGUUUUGGUACUUAAGAGUGCAUUAAUAUACUAUAUAUUAUAAAUGUGACGGAAUACUUAUUUAACUAAGUGAAAUCAGCUACAAAACCCACCACUGAAAACAAUUUGCCUGAAACAUUAUUGCCGUGGGCUUAAAAAGCUGCCUACAAACUUUCUAAUAGCAGUUAUAAAAAUAAUUAUUUUGUAUGAUAUAUACAAUGUUAAUAUUUUUCCUCUGAACAUUAAAAGGCAUAUGCAGUACAUAUUUGUAUUUACAUUUACAAUAUAUGUUGAAACUUUUAGAAAAUUUCAGUCCUAAUGAUCAACUUUCGUUGUGUGCAUUUUCUCUACAAAUAUUUAUAAUAUUAGUUACGUUCCAAUCCUUUCUAACAAUGUUGAACUUUGCUUUUAAGUGUCUUCUGUUCGUAUCAUUUAAAUUAAAAUGCCUUCAAGAGUAAGUGUUAAGUAUUACGAUUAAAAUCUUGGAAAAUAAAUCUUUAUUUUAAUUUACGAGAAAUAAAUAUAUAUAAUAAUAAAAGAAUAUUAAUUAACGUCUAUGACACCAUUUUAGCGAUACAAAAGAUUUUUGUUUAACAAAAAGUUACCGAAAGACAAAGAAAAAAUGCAAAAAUUGUAUUGUUGUACUUAUGUAUAUAUAAAUCAAGAAUAUUAUUAUUUAAUACGAUUUUUAUCAUUAUUGUUAUUAUUUUUAAUAUUUAAUAUAAUUUUUAUAAAUAUUGUUAUAAUAAUGUCAUCAAAUUUUUAUCAAUGAGUGGAUUAAAUUUCUCUUUUGUUAUUUCCGUGUGUGUAUUUUUAUUUCGAUCUAACUCGAAACGCAAACAAAGUAGAUAUGACAAUCUGUGAAUUGAUUUUGUGGCAUAUACUCACUUACGUAUUUCACAUUUCAAUAAUAUUUGUGUACCCUUUGAGGUAGAAAACAACUUUAUUCAGCGGCGCUGGAACUUUAUUCAAAUACUCUGCGUUGUGAUUGUUCAUUAAGUGUACGAGUAUGAAUAAUACAAAAUAUAAUAUGAUACUCAACAUCACAAAAGCCAAACUACUAAAAAAAAUUAACACGAAUAUCCAAUGAUAAUCCAAUGAUAAUGCUCGUAUUAAUCGUAUGAAAUAAGUACGUAAAACAGACGGACAUUAAGCUAUAUGUUCAUGUGCUCAUGCGCUACUGACUCAAGACUCAACUCAAGUGAAUUAAAACAAUAUACUCGUAAAACUUAAAAUGUUAAGAUUUCAAUAAAUAUACGUACAUAUGACUAUGUACCACAUUCCUUACGUUCUAACAAUCAUUUUGCCGUCAAAUUUUAACCGAAUUUCGUAUAAUCGUUUUCCAUGCAUAGUGUUUAAAUAAGGUGUACAAAAUGGCACACAACUGAAUUACUUCCAGAUAAAAUACAAAAACUGGACAGCAAUUGAUAAUAGUUCUUAGACAUAUCAAUUUUAUUUAGCAUAAAACUAUUGCAAGAAAUAAAUGUAUUUAAUAUUUACUAUAUGUAUAGAAAUCAUGAUGUAAAUUUAUACUAUGACGGCACUCGUGCGUAGAUUGUAAGAGACAAUUUUAUUGGAUAAUGAAAUAUCUUUUGAAUUCAUCACAUAUAAUUUUAGGUCCAACCACUGCAAAUGAGACAUUAUUUCUUGUGUUUGAAAUAUUUUAGG